AUGACGACAGCAAGCGUCUUGCUUACUGUAUCGACGAAUUGGGGCGCCAAUGAUCUUUGUGAAAAAGACGGGAUUGUACGAAAAGUGAGGAAUACGGCUGAAGUAGCUGCGCGUGAGCUUAGAGAGUCUCCAGCUACGAAGGAACAGGCUCUCCUUAAUAUGAGGGAAUGGAUUCAGAAGAAUCCAGAUAUAAGAAACGUAAGACAAGAUGAUACGUUUUUAUUACGAUUUCUCCGACACAAGAAGUUCAGCGUGCCAAUGGCUCAGCAGACACUACUUAAGUAUUUAAACCUCCGAAAAUUCUACAGCAACUGCAUGGUAAACCUGGACUGUCAAGAUCCGAACCUGAAGGAAAUUAUAAGCAGCGGGUACAUUGCAGUUUCACCAGUUCGUGACAGCUUGGGUCGGAGGGUCAUAGUCUAUAACAUGAGUAAAUUCAAUAUAAGCAAGUUCACAUGCUGGGAUAUGGUCCGCGCGCAUAUUGUGAUCUACGAAACAUUGAUGGAAGACCAGACGGACCAGAUCCAUGGCUUCGUGCACGUUGGCGAUGGUAUGGGAUCCAGUAAGACACACGUCACGGCUUGGAACCCUAUAGACUUCGCUCGGCUCAUUAAGUGGGGAGAGCAAUCCUUCCCAAUGCGCCACAAAGGUUUCCAGCUGUUCAAUGUCCCAUCGGCUCUUAAAUACAUUAUUGAUUUUGCUGCGAGCAAAGUGUCUCCCAAAAUAGGCGAGCGUUUACGUCUCCAUUCAACAAGCAAGACUCUAUACAAAGAAAUGGAUAUCUCUUGUCUGCCAACAAAAUUCGGCGGCAAGAUUCCUUUACAAGAAAUGAUUGACUUCACUCAUAAACUCCUUGAGGAGAAGCGGCAAGUUCUUCUUGACCUCGACGACAUGGAGAUCUUAAGUACAAGAGGAAUUUUAUCUUCAAGAAAUACCAGUUCAUCCCCUGAAGGAUCUGUAGAAGGCAGUUUUAGGAAGUUAGAGAUUGAUUAA
Pieris macdunnoughi is the source of this 993-nucleotide messenger RNA. The record is from the annotation of a GenBank genome assembly. NCBI's taxonomy places the organism in Eukaryota, Metazoa, Arthropoda, Insecta, Lepidoptera, Pieridae.